Messenger RNA from Rubroshorea leprosula, 462 nucleotides. The record is from the annotation of a GenBank genome assembly. NCBI's taxonomy places the organism in Eukaryota, Viridiplantae, Streptophyta, Magnoliopsida, Malvales, Dipterocarpaceae.
GGACAUCUCUUUCGAUCACAACACCUUUAGGGAAGGUAGAGCAAUACAAAAAGCACCGUCUUACAGCUGAGGGGUAACUAAAUUUUUUGAUUCAAUACAAAUGUUCUUUUAUGUCAUCGUUAGGAUCUUCAGGGAAACUGAAGAUUCCUUUAUAGCCGAUUUGGCUGUUGGCCUUGGUGCAAGUCAGUUCAAGGCUGGUACUCCUUGUAGAGGGGAGCGGCUGGCAAAAUACAACCAGUUGCUUUGAAUUGAAGAAGAGCUUGGGGACUAAGCAAUUUAUGUUAGGGAAGACUGAAGGCCUUCAUCUUGAUCAUUAGGAACAGGUCUUAUUCUCCAUUGUAUUCAACAUGGUACACUGGCUCAGAGUUCUAUAUUUUCUGCAAGUGUUUUCUGUUCUGUAUUUUGGGUGAUGCUACCUAGACUUGAACCUUUGCUAAUGGGAAGUAAACAAGUAUAACUUGU